ACCCGGCAUAGUUGAGAGGGGCUCGUGGAGGGAGGAUGUGACCGGGCUCAGCGCGCCCCCCCCGGCAUGGAACCGUGGAUGUGAGAGCUCAGCGGAUUCUAACGGGAUUCUUUCUACUGGUUUUUAUCCAAAUGGGAACUAAGUGGGCUCCAGUCCACUGGUGCAAAGCUCUCCGUGGGUGUGUGAGGGAUGUCGUGUCUGGGCUGAAGCCCCUCCCCCUCCCAUGAGCCCGUGUGCCCACACACACACACCUGGCGCCUCCACGCACUGACGCUGUGAAGCGACCCCCCCGGAGCCCAGCCUGAGGAUGUCCACGGAGACGGAGCUGCAGCCGGGGGUCCGGCGCGGCGUGAGGCGGGACCCCCGGAGGAAAGGGCAGGAUCGGAGCGAGGCGGCUCUCAUCAGGCGUUUUAAGGGCGAUGGCGUCCGCUACAAGGCCAAGCUCAUCGGCCUCGACGAGGUCACGGCGGCCCGCGGAGACCGACUCUGCCAAGACUCCAUGAUGAAGCUCAAGGGUGUCGCUGCAGCAGCUCGGUCCAAAGGAGAACACAAACAGAAGGUGUUCCUCACCGUCUCCUUCGGGGGCAUCAAGAUCUUCGAUGAGAAGUCAGGAGUCCUCCAGCACCUCCACGCCGUCCACGAGAUCUCCUACAUCGCCAAAGACAUCACGGACCACCGCGCCUUCGGCUACGUCUGCGGGAGGGAGGGGAACCACCGCUUCGUGGCCGUCAAGACGGCCCAGUCGGCGGAGCCACUGAUCCUGGACCUGCGGGACCUGUUCCAGCUCAUCUACGAGAUAAAGCAGCGGGAGGAGAUGGAGAAGAAGGCCCAGAAGGACAAGCAGUGUGAGCAGGCCGUCUACCAGACGAUCCUGGAAGAGGACCUGGAGGACCCGGUCUACCAGUACAUUGUGUUUGAGGCGGGACACGAGCCCAUCCGCGACCAAUCAGAAGAGAGCAUUUAUCAGGUUCCCACCAGUCAGCAGAAGGAGGGGGUCUAUGACGUCCCAAAGCGACACCCAAAUAUCAACCACUUAGAGCUCUUCGGGGACAUGUCGACCCCCCCAGACGUCACCUCCCCAUCGACCCCCGCCUCUCCAGCAGACACCCUGGCCCCCCCGCUGGGCCUGCAGCCCCCCACCGAACUGUUUUCCCCCUUCAACCCUGCCCCGGUGCCCUCAGGGUAUGUGACGAUGGGGGCCGUCCCCCCCGGCCACUGGUCCCAGCAGGCCUUCGCCAGCCCGACGCCGCUGGCCUUCGGGGUCCAGUCUCCUCUGGGGGGGGGGCAGCCCCUCAUCUGGGGGCAGGCCAACAUCUUCCCCGCCACGCAGCAGCAGUGGGCGGCCAUGGCCUCCGGAGCCUUCCCCCCCCCGGCCUACCUCCCCGCCCAGCCCCCCCUGCCAGCCGCCAUGUUCCACACCCUCGCCCCCGUCGCCGCGGGGGCUCCGCCCGCCGAGGGCCCCCCCCACUCGGUGUCUUCGAGUCCGCAGCACGGGGAGAGGGCGAGGAAGGCGGGCAAGGAGAUGUUCAAGGACUUCCAGCUGGCGAGGCCCCCAGCCAUGCGGGCGGAGCAGGCGGAGCAGGCGGUGCUGGCCUGCACCUCGCAGGCCUUCAGCAGCUACUUCAGCCGCGUGGGGACGGCGCAGGACACCGACGACUGUGACGACUUCGACAUCUCGCAGAUGAACCUGACGCCCGCCGCCUCCACCUCGCCCUCCACCGCCUCCCCCCCCACGCCGGCCCCCAGGCAGAGCUCCCCCUCCAAGUCCUCCGCCUCCCACGUCAGCGACCCCCCCACCGACGCCACCGACCCCCCCACCGACGACUCCUUCGGGGAGGCGGAGGGAAGCCCGAGUCGCAGUGGAGAAGACGCUAAGGGGACGGACCCUCUCUACGCCCGGAUCAACAAGGGGAAGAAAUAAAGAGACGCACAGGAAGACCAGAGGACGGGAGUGUGUGUCUGUGUGAGACAUGUCCCUCUCCCUCCUCCUCCUCCUGGGGAGACGGCCCAAUUCCCACCCGGCAGCACGGACAUCAACCACCGAGACAGAUCCCGGUGAAUGAACGGUGCCUCCCCAUCUCCAACACCCCUGCCCCCCCAGGGAGGAGCUGGACUCUUUUAAUGAGCUAAUCAGGGACAGGGAUUUGCUGAUUGGGUUUUCUUGUGAGGUUCUACUGGAUCACGAUGCAAAAUGGACUCUGUGGGACCCCCCCCCAAACACACACACAGACACACACAUACACAUCAAGUCUCGCAUAAUCUACACACACACACUCGCUGUGAUUCGCAGUCUGACGGACUCACACGAAGGAGCCUACUCCCCGAAGUGGAAGGAGCCUACGCCCUGAGUGGGAGGAGCGUAUCCCUCCUGAGUGGGAGGAGCCUACUCCCCUGGGUUGGAGGAGCCUACGCCCUGAGUGGGAGGAGCCUACGCCCUGAGUGGGAGGAGCCUAUGCCCUGAGUGGGAGUUGUUUAAACUGUUUCUUCUCUAAAGCUUUUGUACAAAAAAAUCACAAAAACUAUUUAAUUUUUACUUUAUAAAUCAAUGGCGCCGAUGAGUAGGGGGAGGGGGGGGGGGGGGGGCUUUAAAGUCGCCAAAACCCAUUUUGUAAAUAAUUACAACACACAACGACCUUUGAGUCUGGACCUCUGCGCCAUAAAAUAGGAAAUAAGGCUUCAGUUAUGCAAACGUUCACUCAAGCAAUACCAACAGCCCCCCCCCCCCCCAGAUUUCUUUUGUUUUGGCAUUGUCUACUGUUUUUUUUAGCCCCACCCCCUUCACAAUAUUAUUCCCCCCACCCCCCGAUUCUGAUGCCCCCCGCCUGUCUGUUGGUUCCCAAUUUCAUGGCCAGAGCCCCCCCAUGAGAACUUUUAUUUUUUAUUACUCUUUCUUUGGUCAAUGAUGUUGAUCAAUUUAAAUCAUGUGACGAGUAGAAGAUGAAUUUAACUUUACCUCAGAUCAAACGUUUCUUAAUGUAAAUGAUUAUUUUUAUCUUUCAUUCUGCAGUGAAGAUUUUAGAUGAUUUUUGGUUUUCUCUUGAUUUCACGUUACUCAAUAAACACGUCGAAAUGA
Pungitius pungitius (ninespine stickleback) is the source of this 3073-nucleotide messenger RNA. It is a transcript of the gene dab1a, whose product is annotated as DAB adaptor protein 1a. Gene Ontology annotation, biological process: lateral motor column neuron migration; ventral spinal cord development. Gene Ontology annotation, cellular component: cytoplasm. The record is from RefSeq and is a predicted model, not a curated record. Bases 308 to 1921 code for a protein of 537 amino acids. Lineage: Eukaryota; Metazoa; Chordata; Actinopteri; Perciformes; Gasterosteidae. The transcript has 15 exons.